CACGAACACCCAACCCCACCAUGGCGCCAACCUCCAUGCAGGACAUGCUCAUGGACGAGGUUUUGAAUAGAAUUGGAAGGAGAUAUGUGUAAGCUUCCUCGCUCUGACAUCUUCUUGGUUCUGCUUCUCUACCAUCAAUGUCCAAACACAAAAUGCUCCUCAGCUCAGCACGCGAAAAACCACUAACACGGCGAUGUACAGCUGCUCCUACGGCUACGAUGUCUACGGCAACUGCUACUCGAGAUGGAAUACCUGGGGGCGAUGGGUCGCUUUGGGUGUAGUCGUCGCCGCGUUCAUUCUCCUAGCUUUCCUCUUCUCGUAUGUUCCUCUCUUCCCUUCCACCUACCUCCCCACUGACCCCUAUUAACAGGCGCUACAACAGUCGCCGUCGCCGUCGUCGCGGCAUGGCCCCCAUGUACGGAACUGGCUGGAUGGGAGGAAACUGGAGUCACAAGCCUCCCGUCGGUCAACAGUACGGAAAUAAUGGAGGAUAUUACCCAAACCAACCCUACAACGGCGGCGCAGCUCCUCCCUACGAACCACCGAUCCCCAACCAGGCUACAGGCACGACCUUCAACAGUAAUGAUGGCUACUAUGGACACAAUGCGUAUGAGUUGCAGCAACCGCAGAACAGCUAUCAGCCUCAACGGGGAGGUGAUCCGGUGUAUGAUGCUCCGCAGGGACCGCCGCCGAAGAAGGGAGACGGGAUUAUUCGAUGAAGGAUGAGGAUGGAGCAAGAAGGUGAUGGUGGGAGGAUAACGAACAAGACACGAGGAAUGGUGUAAUGAUAGGAUACAUACCAAUUUGCGAUGCUUUCUUU
Messenger RNA from Hyaloscypha bicolor E, 820 nucleotides. RefSeq lists its product as uncharacterized. NCBI's taxonomy places the organism in Eukaryota, Fungi, Ascomycota, Leotiomycetes, Helotiales, Hyaloscyphaceae. The transcript has a single exon. The record is from RefSeq and is a predicted model, not a curated record. Bases 321 to 719 code for a protein of 132 amino acids.